AAAUGCAACAUGAACGUGGGUAGGGUAUGCAGCAAUAAAGCUUCCAGACCCUUCCCCCGGGGACUUCGUGGCCAGCUCCAUCUUAGAAUUAGCAUCCCAUAUACGAGACGAUACACUGUAACAGUCAAGACCCGUCCAUCUCAGCGGCGGCCUACGCUCUGUCAACUGCGUUAUCCUGCCCAGCCGACGGCGAAGGCGAGCAUGAGUCGUCGCGUGCCAAUCGAGUCGCAACGUGUGGACGCGCCGCUCACGCAGUCCGCAACCUUUCUUGUCUUGUCGGUUGCUAACAAUCCUGAUGCGGUGCAGAAUGUGCGCUCCACGCUUGCAGCAGUCGAUGGUCUCGCCAAGAAUGUCGCCAUUCGCGACCUGAAUGCUUCAUUCGCGUGUACUGUUGGAAUCGGCAGCAAUAUCUGGGACCAGCUUACCGGCCUCCCUCGACCGGCAGAACUACGUCCGUUCCCCACGAUAAAGGGCGCGGUUCACACUGCUGUCUCAACGGCCGGUGAUCUCCUUUUCCACAUCCGGUCGGAACGUCGAGACUUGUGUUUCGAAUUUGAACGGCAACUAAUGGACCUCUUGGGCGAUUCCGUGUCCGUUGUCGACCAGACGGUCGGUUUCCGCUAUUUCGACGUUCGAGAUCUCCUUGGAUUUGUUGACGGUACGGCGAACCCGGUCGGUCCAGCUGUAACAAACUCAAUUGUUAUUGAGGAGGAGGACGAAUCGGCGGUCGGUGGCAGCUAUAUCGUUGUGCAGAAAUACGUCCACGAUCUAAACGCGUGGAAGUCUCUCCCCACAGAGCAACAAGAGGCGAUAAUCGGUCGUACAAAGUGGGAUAACGUCGAGUUGCCCGAUGCAGAGUCUGGCCAGCAGUCGCACAAGACGCUCAACACCAUCGAGGAUGAGAACGGUAACGAAUACUCGAUCCUCAGGGACAACAUGCCUUUUGGCAACCCCAGCUCAGGCGAAUUCGGAACGUAUUUCAUUGGCUACACACGCCGCUUAUGGGUUAUCGAGAAGAUGCUGGAGCGCAUGUUUGUUGGGGAUCCCCCUGGGAAGCAUGAUCGCCUGCUCGACUUCUCUACACCGUUGACGGGUGGAACAUUCUUUGCACCGUCUGCCAGCUCCUUGGCCAGCCUUGGGGGCGACUGAUCACCUCUACGUCCGUUCCCGUCUAGUCAGCCCAUGUAUCUAGACUUUAAAGGCAUAAUUCCACUCUAAUGAGUAAAUGACGGCGUAGUUUCGUAAGAUAGAUGCUAUAUGGUCUUUUCCCCAUACCUCUGUCUCAAAGUUUCCUUUCCCCCCUGGUCUACUGUCGGAAACACGGACUUGAAGGCUGAGGAAAGCCAUAUUUAUGUGUUACAGGACAGGCAUCAAGCAAGCCCUACAAACUUUGGCGGUGAUUCUUUUCCCCUGUGAAUAAGUAGAUAACUCGAAUUAUACACUAUACUAAAACAAGUUUAACUAUGCUGAUGAUCGACCAUUGCCAGCACUUGUGCCAUCCUCAGUCUCCCAAACUUUUCAGCUUUCAGGCCCAAAGAUGCCUGGUAUUGCUGCCAGCAAGCUCCAACGGGGCCAGGAAGAAAUUAGACAUACCCACAAUUACAUUUAUAUUGGAAAUGUGCCACGUAUAGGAAGUGAGCCAGUCAAGAUCGUUUUUCC
Messenger RNA from Monascus purpureus, 1659 nucleotides. NCBI's taxonomy places the organism in Eukaryota, Fungi, Ascomycota, Eurotiomycetes, Eurotiales, Aspergillaceae. The record is from the annotation of a GenBank genome assembly.